Messenger RNA from Propithecus coquereli (Coquerel's sifaka), 1663 nucleotides. Its product is annotated as kelch repeat and BTB domain-containing protein 12-like. The record is from RefSeq and is a predicted model, not a curated record. Lineage: Eukaryota; Metazoa; Chordata; Mammalia; Primates; Indriidae. Gene Ontology annotation, molecular function: protein binding. The transcript has 4 exons. Bases 65 to 1630 code for a protein of 521 amino acids.
ACAGCCCCUCGGGAAUCCCGCUGAAUUUGAAGAAGGCUCACUUGGAAACUUUGGAGCACGUACCAUGGAGUCCGAGACUGAGGCAAAAGGGAAAUCCCAGCACAGCUUGAAUUUCCUGAAUAAAAUUAAGAACAUGCAAGAACUAGCGGAAAUGAUUGACGUGGUACUCAUAGCACAAGAGGAGCGAUUCCCUUGUCACCGGCUGGUCCUGGGCGCGUUUAGUCCUUACUUCAAAGCCAUGUUCACCUGCGGGCUCCUGGAAUGUACCCAGAGGGAAGUCGUGCUCCAUGAGAUCACAGCAGAGAGCGUGUCCGUCAUACUGAAGUACAUGUACGAUGCAGCCUUGGAGAUCAGUGACGCCAACGUCCAGACCGUAGCCACCGCUGCCUACUUCAUGCAGAUGGACGACGUCUUCGCCGCGUGUCAGAAAUACAUGAUGGACCACAUAGACGCCUCCAACUGUGUAGGCGUCUAUUACUUCGCCGAGCAGAUGGCAGCUGAAGAGUUAUCCGAUCAAUCGAAAAAGUACGUAUAUCAGCACUUCGCCGAGGUGUGCUUGCACGAUGAAAUCCUGGAGGUCGGAGCGCACGAGCUCCUCAAGCUCAUUGAAUCAGACGAUCUCAACGUUUCCCGAGAGGACAGCGUUCUGGACGUAGUCCUGAGAUGGGUCAAUCAUAACCGGGUGUCGCGCAUGGAGCACCUCGGGGAGCUCCUGAAGCAAGUCAGACUGGAGCUCGUAAACCCUUCUUUUUUAAGACGAGCCGUCAAAGGCAAUAUGAUGCUUCUGUGUGAUGCCGAUUGCAUCCAUAUAAUGCAGGAUGCAUUCAGAGCCAUCAAGUCUCCUCAACGGAACCUUCCACACCUUCGCUACGGCAUGGAGACCACCAGCCUUCUGUUGUGCAUCGGCAGCCGUUCCUCGGGAAUCCAAUCAAGACAGGGGAAGUACGGAGAUGCGAGCUUUUGUUACGAUCCGGUAUCUCAGAAGACCUACUACAUCUCAUCUCCCAAGUGUGGCGAGGGGUUAGGAACCGUGCAGACCGGUGUCGUCAUGGAAAACAACACUAUCAUCGUGGCGGGAGAAGCCAGCGCCUCUAAGCUCAUGGAUUUUCCUUACGAUGAACCUGAUCGAUUAAGCAACAAAAUGUUCCAGUACGACCCCGGCCAAGAUCAAUGGCAAGAGCGAGCGCCCAUGAAGUAUUCCAAGUACCGGUUCAGCACGGCCGUCGUCAACAGCGAGAUUUAUGUCUUGGGGGGAAUUGGCUGCAUAGGUGAGGACAGGGGCCAGAUUCUGCAGUGCCUUCACGUCGUGGAGAUCUACAACGUGGAUUGGGACUUCUGGCGCGAGGGCGCCCCCCUGCCAAGUACCCUCGUGUCACUGCGAACCAGUUCUACCAGCGCAGGAGUGGUGGGCGGCAAGAUCUACGUCUGCGGGGGAUUCCACGGAGCAGAUCGCCAGGAGGUGAUCUCCAAAGAAAUCCUGGAGCUGGACACCUGGGAGAGCGAGUGGAAGGUCGCAGCCGACAACGUCCUCAUGCACGACAGCUACGACGUCUGUCUGGUGGCCAGAAUGAACCCCCGCGACCUCAUCCCGCCUCCUGCAGACCUGAGGGAGGAAGGCGGUGAGCACUGAGCGGGCGUUGCCGGGCCUUCAGCGUGGCGGGGC